Orcinus orca (killer whale) is the source of this 5951-nucleotide messenger RNA. It is a transcript of the gene ECT2L, whose product is annotated as epithelial cell transforming 2 like. The record is from RefSeq and is a predicted model, not a curated record. Gene Ontology annotation, molecular function: guanyl-nucleotide exchange factor activity; protein binding. NCBI's taxonomy places the organism in Eukaryota, Metazoa, Chordata, Mammalia, Artiodactyla, Delphinidae.
UAUUGGCAUAAUGAAAAGAGCAUAUGGUCUUUGACCUUGCUUAGACCUUGAUUUGAAUCCGCAUUCUGCCCAUUAGCUUUGGGUUCAUGUGUGUUUACUCAGUUGCUAUUUUAAUUUUAAUUUUUAAUCUAGAAAAUGAGGUUAAUGACCAGCUUGUAGUGGUUGUUAUGAAGAAGUAAAAAAGUACAUAUAAGAUACUUAGCACAAUAGCUGACACCAGUAAUGUUCAGCAAACAGCAGCUGAACAUUAACAUUAGUUUUUAAAUAGCUUUAUUGAAAUAAUUCAUAUGCCAUAGAAUUUACCUUUUCUAAAGUAUAUAAUUCAGCGGUUUAUAGAUUCACAGAGUUGUGCAUCCCUCAUCAUAAUUUAAUUCUAGGACAUUUUCAUCACCUCAGAAAGAAACUCAUUAGCAGUCACUCCCUAGCUCCCGAAGCCCUCAGCCCUUGACAACAGUAAUCUAUUUUCUGUUUCUACGGAUUUGCCAAUUCUGAACAUUUUCUAUCAAUGGAAUCAUACAAUACAUGGCUUUUGUAACUGGCUUCUUUUACUUAGUAUAAUGUUUUCAAGGUUUCAGGUUUCAUCCAUGUCGUAGCAUGUUAUCGAUACUUCUUUUCCUGGCCAAAUCCCAUUCCAUUGUAUGGAUAUACCACAUUUUGUUUAUUCAUUUAUAGCUCACUUGCCUUCACCUUGUAGAAUAGGUCCAUGCUUCUUCCUCCUUGUUUCCAGGCCACAGAAACAAGCACCUAAUGGGAGAUGGGGAGGGUGGGGACCCAUUGAACAAUAUUUUUUAAAAGUCUCAAUUUCAGUAAUUUUUGGCAUUCUGCGUUCCAAGAGUUUUGAUCAGUUUAUCUAAUCAGUCCUUUUAAUACCCCUUUUAAAACUGAGAAAAUCACCAGAACAUUAAAUGUAACCUUCAAAACUGCUUUGUUGGAUUGAGCAAAUAGGGAUUCCAAGGUAAAAAGCAUUCUAGGGUCUGACAGAGCAAAAGGAAACUUUGCCAAUUGACGUGUUUUUCUUGGAUGGGUCCUGAGAUAGAGUAAAGCAAAAGCUGUUUCCUGUGGCUCAGUGACAGAGCAGCAGAUUGACCUUGUUUAUUCAGCUGGUUCAUUUGUCCUUUGUGUCAGUGAACCCCAUGUGGGUCCCAGGUAACAAAUUUUUAGUUUAUCUAAUUUGUAUCCUUUCACACAACUAAAACAUGUUAAAGGCAACAGGGGAAAAAAAUGAGGUGCCUGGAUCAGAAUAAAAUUUAUUAUUUAUAUAGAUGUUGCAUAUUUAUUGUAGAAUUUUUUUAAUUGAUUUUUUUAAAGUACUACGGGAGCAAACCAUUUAACAUUUGUUUACAUACUUCCAGACUUCUUAGACAAACGUUUAUUUACAAAAAUUAGGUAGUAAUAUUCAUAUGGUUUUCUAACCUGCUUUUCAUGUUGUGAACAUCUUUCCUUGGUGGUAACUAUUCAUCUACAUAUAAAUGAAAAAAACUUCCAGGCUUCACAAUAAAUACUUAAAGGCAUUUUGACCAGAACCAUUAGAAAUUAAUUAAGAAGGAUGUUGCUUUGGCUUUGGUACCUCCUGUAUAAUGGGAAAAUUGGCAAUAAGUAUUAAAAUAUUAUGAGGAUUUGCUGAAGAUAAGAAACCCCACCUUUUCCAUCAUACAGCCUUAAAAUUGCUGGCUUUCUUUGAGAGAAAGCAAACGUUGGCUUCUGUAUCCAAGUCUCCUGUCGGGGUCUGGCCCCACUGCUCCGUGUCUUCAGGGGCUUCUGGAACUACAGUGAUGUCCGGGAUCCCACCGCAGACUCCCUGAAGGGUGACAAAGAAACGGGAAUGCCGCCCGGGCCGGGCCGGAAUCCAGUGCAGCCCUUAAGGAGGGGGCGUUGGCCAGCAGGGCACUGGCGCUCGGGGCUUGGUCCGCCCGGCCUCUGGGCCUUCCAGCUGGGAAGGCGGCGUCGGUCACGCGGUCCCUCCAGCCGCUCUGGAACCCUGUGUGGGUGCUGGUGCCGGGAGCUGCGGGGGAGGGCGGGGCCAUGUGGUCGGUCUCUAUGGAGACGGCGGGUUGCCGGCCCCGCCCCUGCCCCUCAGGCUGCGUCCGGGGUCCUGCUCUUGCAGCUCCACGCGGUCCAGAGAGGAGGCAGACGCUUGGAGCCGCGACUCUCCGCCACCUCCCGGAGCCAGCUGCCAUGUGAACUGCCCUAUGGAGAAGCCCAUCUGGCAAGGAAAGCAAAGGAUUCCUCCACCCAACAGUCCACGAGCAACUGAAUCCUGGUCACAGCCACAUGAAUGAGCUUCAGAUCCUUCAGAUGGGGCUGGAGACCUGGCCAACACACUGAUAGCAGCCUAUGGGAGAUUUUGAAGGAGAGGUACCUGGUAUGUACUGAAUUGUGUCCCCCCACCCCUAGAUCCAUAUGUUGAAGCCCCCACCCCCGAUGUGACUACAUUUGGAGGUGGAGCCUAUAAAGAAGUAAUAAAAGUUAAAUGAGGUUAUAGGGUUGGGGGCCUUAAUCCAAUAGGACUGGUAUCCUUAUAAGAAGAAGAAGAAGAGAUACCAGAGCGCCUCCUGCACCCCACCCCGUGUGUGCUCAGAAUGAAGGCCUUGUGAGAACACAGCAGGAAGACUGCUGCCUGCACGGUAGGAAGCGAGGCCUCACCAGAAACAACAUGCUGAUCUUGGACUUUCGGCCUCCAGAACUGUGAGAAAACAAAUUUCUGUUGUUCAGGCCGCCCAGUCUGUGGUGUUUUGUAAUGGCAGCCCUAGUAGACUAACAAUACUGUACCCUACUAGAUUGUGCCUGGAUUCCCGACCCUCAGGAACUUUGAGAUAAUAAGAAGAUUUGUUGUUUUGAGCUGUUAAGUUUUAGGGUAAUUUGCUAUGCAGCAAUAAAUCAUUCAUAUAUUAGCCUAACUUUUUCUUCUAUAUCCUCUUUGACUUAUGUCCUCAAAAGCUAGCACUGGGGUGGGGGUGGGGGCUCCCUCUUUGAGCCCUUCAGAUUCUUGCUUUCCAGAGAAAGAAAAAUUCAGUAUUCAUGGCUGAUAAAGAAUCAUUCCAAUUUCUGAGUCAUUUUGCCAGCAAAGUAAAAAACAGCUCUGGUUUGGGUUCACAUUUGGGUCCAGGUAGUUGAGGAGAGAAUAAUCGCAAUGAUUUAGAGUUCAUGAACUCUCUGUGUAUAUUUGUAUGGAUAUGUAUAUAUGCAUUGCUCUCAUUGUAUCUAUAUAAACAAAUAUAUGUAAAUGAAUUGCUGUAAUUCUAUUAUUCCUAUAUGGACAACAUUAAUAUACUGGAUGUUCUAGGUGUGGACGAAAAUAAUUUGCUGAGAUGUCAGCUGGGAAUUCUCCCAGGGAAAGCUUGGAAAUGGAGAGCUUCCACACAAGAUUCAGUGCCUGGACACCUUUUAGCAACAAGUCAUUAAACUGACAGGAAAAUGUCAUUUUCUCUCCCUUAUCGCUCUUUCAGGAAAGAGUUGCUCUUAUAAGUCAUUGAUUUGACCUCUGGACUAACAAGCAACAUCAAGAAUUCUUAUUCACGAUUUUUUUAUGAUGCACUAAAUUACAAUUAAGGGUUGUCCAAGACUGGUUUUCAGAAAGGAUGCAAGUGGCCAAAGUGGAUUUUCUACCACGCUUCAUUUCUCUAUGUAUCUUUUCCUUUCCAAAAGAUUUGUGUGCAGCUGCACAAGUCAGCUGGCCCUGGAAAUUUUUAACUCAACAGGAUUGCUUAUGGAUGUCCAAAUGCAUGAAGUUUGGAUGGUUUCUGCCCUAUACACCAACAGAUAAUGAGUAUGGUGCUUGGAAGCACCAUUACAGCUGUGUGUCCAACCUAGAUUGGCUAACCCCUAGGGAAGCCGCAGCUCUUUAUGGGACCCUGAAUGAACCCAAAACAGAAGAUGAGCAACUACAGGAGAGGCAAAGAGAAAAGUGCCUAAGGAAAAUAAUUUGGGAGAAAAUUGCACUACGUAAGAAGAAUUUGUUCAAAGUUCGACCCCCUUGGGUGAAUGGAACAUGCUGCUCUAGAUUGUUCGAAUCCAAAUGCCAACCACGUCUCUCCCAAACUGUGAGGGAUCGAGUGGGAUUACAGGACACUUUGGAGAAACAGCUUGUUUUUGCAUCUUUAGAAGCUUUGCCCAAGCGAAGCAAUGUUUUUGGAUGCCAUUCCUACCCUUUAUUAUCAAAGAAAAAUUGGCAUGGAGUUUAUAAAAAUGACAGCAGCUCUUCACAUGCUCUCCAGCCACACUUCAUAUUAAUAUCAUCUCGGAUUCCUGCAUAUGAGGUACAGAGUGUGUUAGGAGGCUGGUCCUUUUUUGAAUUGGGUCUUUUUUCAUCUCCCCUAGAGGACGUAUGGCAAUCUUUUGGUCACCAUGUAUAUGACAUUUUGAUCUUUCCCCCCUCAGGCUAUAAAAUUGGUAUUAAAAAUUUACUGAGGCCUGAAGUGAGAGACUUCUGGGAGAAAUUAGGAAGCUAUGUGGCCCCUGGAGAAGAAGGGGGCCACGUGGACCUCUUUGUACGACUCGGAGCAUCAGAGGCAGGAACAGAAGUUCUUUCUCAGCUAUCUCAACUGACUGGCACGUUAUUGACCGCCCCCACUGGGAUUGCCACCGUCUCGUACCAACACAUUCUUAGUGACUGGCUGGGACGGCAGUGGGAAAAGGCGCCCCCUUCCACCUACUUCAGCGAAUCAAAGCUGCAGACAUGGUCCAGCCUCACCGACUUCCUGGAAGACACCUUGAAAUCAGUAAGGCAACAGCUAAGUCCUCUCUUCAAGGAGUUGCAGAAGAACGUAAGUGGCAGGAUGACAGGGCAAUUUGUAUCUGACACCAUGAGUAUGGCUAACAUUCUGAAUAACCGAGAAAUUAUACAAGCUCUGGCAGAGGGAUUGAUUGAACUUUCAAAAGAAAAUUCUGAAAGAAAUGUUAUAGAAGAUAAUCCUCAGGACACAAAACCAAGUCUCAGCAAAAAUGGUCCAAAUUUUGAGUUGCUGCUUGAGUUGGUAAGCCAAUUAUCACAUAAUAAGAAUUUUCUAUUUGUUUUGCUCCUGACCAAAAAAAAAAAAAAAAAAAAAGUUGUCACUAGCCAAUGUUUCAUGGCCACGCUUUCCUCAUAUUGCAGGUGGUUUCUAGAUGACUUGAGAGACAGACUACAGGAAUGGGGCCCAGCUCACUGCGUGGGAGAAAUAUUCAUAAAGUUUGGAAGCCAGUUGAACAUAUACACCAAUUUCUUCAACAAUUACCCUGUUAUUCUGAAAACUAUGGAGAAGAUUUGACAAUAUCAUGCUCACCUUUACUGCAGAGAAAUGAUACCAGAACUCCGAGCUUUCCUGAAGAGGCAUGAUAAGACCAUUGUUACAAAGAUGCUGAGCCUUCCAGAGCUGCUUUUGCAGCCAUCCCGAAGGUCUGAAGAAUAUAUUCAUCUUCUCUACGCUCUGAGGCUUCACACUUCUGCAGAACAUGUUGACCACGGACGGGACUCGACCACUGCAAUUGAAGUAAUCAAGAAAUACAAAGGUUACAUAGAUCAGAUGAAGCAGAACAUCAAUAUGAAAGAUCAGCUGUCAGAUAGAAUCAUCUGUGGGUGCCCGACUCUAUCAGAAGUAAACAGAUAUCUGAUUAGGGUCCAAGAUGUAGCCCAACUUCACUGCUGUGAUGAGGAACUAAGUUUCUCUUUAAGGCUCUAUGAACAUACCUGUGAUCUCAGUCUUUUCCUCUUCAACGAUGCACUGCUUGUUUCUAGUGGCGGCACGUCUCAUACUCCGUUUGAAAGGACUUCAAAAUCAACCUACCAGUUCAUUGCAUCAGUGGCCCUUCACAGACUACUCAUAGAAGAUAUUCCAGAUUCCAAAUAUAUCAAGAAUGCAUUUAUUCUUCAAGGUCCAAAACAUGAAUGGAUUUGUGCUACAGAAGUUGAGGAUGAUAAAUUCCUGUGGUUGUCAGUACUCCAAAAUGCCAUCGAAAGUAGUAUGGAAAAGUGA